AUGGUGGCAGUGCUAUGGCCAAUAGUUGGAGCCGGUCUUGUGGCACUUGUCGCCGUGGGGGUGCAACAGCGAAGAAAGCUGCGGCAAAUUAAAGCGCCUGGUGAAUCUCCCACGCUGCCUCGUCCAUUGGCCAAGAAUGCGACAUUGUUGUCAUCCUCGCCAUCCGGGGCUCCCUUGUAUACCUACGUAAUUGGCGAUUUGCACGGAGACGCUGACUGUGCUCGAUACUGGGUCGACAAACUAGAACUUAUUGGUGCAGCAAAAACUACUGUUGAUGAUCCAAGUUUCGACCGUAGCAACGUUUGGUUGCAACCCAACUCGACCCUGGUCUUUAUGGGGGAUUAUGUUGAUCGAGGCCCACAGAGUCUCGGAACGCUGCAGUACGUAUACAGUCUGACUGAGGCUUUUCCGUCAUACGUAACGGCACUCAUGGGCAAUCACGAAAUGGAAUUGCUGAAAGAUAGGGAUCCCGACACCUCGAUCAAAUACCUCCAAAUGCCGUACGCUACCGUGCACCCACAAGAAUACUUGCAAUACUUUGGUGUACAGCAACCACCUCAAAUACCACAUCAAAGACUGCUGGAUGAACGAGACGAGCUCGUAGUGGAUUUGCUGUUGAAUGCGAGUCUAGAAAUUUACGCGAAUGGCUGGCACUCCCAUAUUCUCACAACUCCGAGUAUUGCCGACGCUCAGAACAUUGGCCGCCACGCCAUCGUGGAACUCUUCAGUAAAGGUUCCGGCGGGUCUGAAAUUGACGACGAAAACGUGCAGCUACUCGUGGCUUCCCGUUUGGAAGAAUAUCAAAGGGCCUAUCUGAAUGCGUAUGCCGAUACGACCGUACUAGGAGCCUGGCUGGAAUCGUUACCGGUCGUACACAUUGAGCACGGCGUUUUAUUCUGCCACGGUGGUCUUAGUGGAACGACCACUUCUCUACUUCAGGAGGUAGGACUCGAGCACUUGAAUGCAUGGACUCGCAAUCACACCGGAGCUAACGUCUUUCGGGAUUUUUUGGAAAACACGCCGCAAGGGCAGGCUGUCUAUGAUAUUUUGACCUACCGUGGCAACCACCAGACUGGUGCCUGCGACGCGCUGGAGUCGCGGCUUCACGCUUUGAAUGUGAGCAAACUAGUCGUCGGCCAUACCCCAGCCCAGAACGUACGGGUCAAGUGCGACGGUACCUUUUUCGCGGUAGACUCGUUACUGGGACGGUGGAUUCGGACAUCGGGCAACUUUUAUUGCCCAGUCACGGCCCGGUCGUCCCAGAACGGAAAGUUUGCUUGUGACGAUCUGAUUGAUUCUUGUGAAGGCCAGAUCGUACGGAUAAAUCAUGACGACGGGACUGUAGACAUACUAAGUUGA
Messenger RNA from Phaeodactylum tricornutum CCAP 1055/1, 1359 nucleotides. RefSeq lists its product with no specific name. NCBI's taxonomy places the organism in Eukaryota, Bacillariophyta, Bacillariophyceae, Surirellales, Neidiaceae. The record is from RefSeq and is a predicted model, not a curated record. Bases 1 to 1359 code for a protein of 452 amino acids. The transcript has a single exon. Gene Ontology annotation, molecular function: hydrolase activity.